This is a messenger RNA of Acanthoscelides obtectus, 467 nucleotides long. NCBI's taxonomy places the organism in Eukaryota, Metazoa, Arthropoda, Insecta, Coleoptera, Chrysomelidae. The record is from the annotation of a GenBank genome assembly.
AUGGGGUUUGAACAUAUUUGUGUCGAUUCCUGCCUUUGCCAUUAAUUAAAAAUGAACCCAAAAAAUUUAAAUUCCGUAGAAGGUGAGAGGACACUCUUUUGCCAAUUGACAACAAAUCCCAGAGAAAUUAGAAGAGAAGCAACCAAACGAAUGUUUCUAGAACACUCGUCAAUGGUCCCAAAACCAAAAAGUCAUCCAGAUAAAUUACGCAGGAAAAUCGUAAAUAUUUUCUGUGGUCACGAUGAACUGCUAGCAUAUAGUAGGCGUCUUUCAAGUCUAGCGUGGCUCCAUAGUUGCCACGAUGCACUAACUUACUUGCUGUUCGGGCGUACCAUCCGGCGGAUCUCGUAGGCGGGGCCAGAAGGUGUUCAUGUUGCAUGCACACGUGUUCCCUCGCCAGAGUCCGUGUGGCGUUCCCCUGUAUCCGCAUAGCCCCACGGUACCCCAUGGGUGUUUAGGCGUUAGGC